Messenger RNA from Patiria miniata (bat star), 690 nucleotides. RefSeq lists its product as uncharacterized. The transcript is spliced from 4 exons. NCBI's taxonomy places the organism in Eukaryota, Metazoa, Echinodermata, Asteroidea, Valvatida, Asterinidae. The record is from RefSeq and is a predicted model, not a curated record. The coding region runs from base 219 to 638 and encodes 139 amino acids.
AUUCUCUGUGGGCGCUGAUGCAGGCUAAAAAAUGAAAAAGGAAUCGGGGAAAUAUUUCAGCUUUUUGGUAACAUUUUAAGGGGUAAACUUUUCGCAGUUGGGUUUUUGUGGUCGAUUAGGUCUGUUCAGCUCCAAAGUUGACAUGGUGGGGAAGGCCUAAAAGUCUGGCAAACUUCAGUUAAAUAAAUCCAGGUAUACUGCUUGUGAUCUGGGUUGACAUGUUGCUAUUUCUGCUGAUUGCCGGCUUUGCCUCGGCUAUACAAUCGGUGUCAGGUAUUGAGUGCUAUAUGUGUCAUGGCAUCAUCGCUAGGGCUCCGAUCUGUGGUACGUAUUGCGAUGACGUAGUGGACGUCAACAAAUGUGGCGAGGCUCUUGAUCUGACACAACCACAGAACACGACAACGUGUGACGGCGUGUGCCAGACUAAAUCGACGUAUCACAUGGACGAGAAAAUUUAUGUGGACCGGUCGUGCGUCCCGAAGUGCGAAGAGGACUGCUUCCUGACCUUCGGCACCGGCGCCUGCUUCUCCUGCUGUGAUUCUAACCACUGCAAUGCAGCCAAUGGGAAGGCUGCGUCUGUGUGGUUGCUAGGCAUGGCUGCCAUAGCAACGACUGCCGCACUAAAAUGGCUGCUCUAGUUUCAUUAACUCGUAAACAUUCAAAAUGAAUACACCUCUUAUCACUGGAAAA